This is a messenger RNA of Physella acuta, 477 nucleotides long. RefSeq names its product ATP-binding cassette sub-family A member 17-like. Gene Ontology annotation, cellular component: membrane; intracellular membrane-bounded organelle. The record is from RefSeq and is a predicted model, not a curated record. Gene Ontology annotation, biological process: lipid transport; transmembrane transport. Gene Ontology annotation, molecular function: ATP binding; ABC-type transporter activity; lipid carrier activity. Lineage: Eukaryota; Metazoa; Mollusca; Gastropoda; Physidae.
AUGACUCGCCACAAUGAGAACGAAAUCGAUGAACUGCUGGACACCAUCAAACUAUGGGACAAAAGGAAGUCUUACCCCACGCAGAUAUCUGGUGGACAGAAGAGGAAGCUGUCGUUAGCUUGUGCUUUUAUUGGGGGUACUAAGGUCAUAUUUUUGGACGAGCCAUCGACCGGCCUUGACCCCGCCGCCAGACAGGAAAUGUGGGCUUUCCUAAAGAAAAUGAGAGAAGGUCGAACCAUCCUUUUAACGACCCAUUACAUGGACGAGGCAGAUGUACUGGGCGACAGAAUCGCCAUCAUGGCGGAGGGGAGAGUUAAAUGCUGCGGCACACCCAUGUUUUUAAAGAGAGUUUAUGGCACCGGCUACGGGCUUCGAGUUGUCAAGGACAAGAAUUGUCAAACAGAGCUAGUCACAGCUGAGGUUUUAAAACACAUCCCUGAAGCUAGAUACGUUGUGAGUUUUAUGAUUUACAUUUAG